Molecule: messenger RNA, 2962 nt
Organism: Cucumis sativus (cucumber)
Lineage: Eukaryota; Viridiplantae; Streptophyta; Magnoliopsida; Cucurbitales; Cucurbitaceae
Product: nucleobase-ascorbate transporter 12
Exons: 10
Coding region: 310-2415 (701 amino acids)
Biological process (GO): transmembrane transport
Cellular component (GO): plasma membrane
Molecular function (GO): transmembrane transporter activity
Source: RefSeq, a predicted model, not a curated record
AAACGCGGUUUGAGCUUCUCCACCGCUUCCUGAGUUGUCUGUCUUUGGCGUUUCCUUCACUCUCUCCCACUCAUUCUCUCUUCUUCUUCUUCUUCUUCUUCUUCUUCUUCUUCUCUCUCUCUCUGUACUCUUCACUCACUCACACACACACACACUCUCUCUCUACAACACCACCCACUGACGAAGCUCUCAACUCACGCACACCUCCAUUUCUUCUCCUCUCCACACUCUCUAAAGCCCAUUUUUCCAUUUCCGAUCUGCCUCCAUUUCAACCUAUGUCUUACUAACAUUCCACCUUCCCUCUCUCCAAUGUCUACUUCCGACCCCAAAUCCCGCCCCCGUCCCGGCCCUUGGCCACCUGCUCCUGACCCAUCCUCAAUGCCACCUGCUUCUUGGGCCAAACGCACCGGCUUCCGUCCCAAGUUCUCCGGCGAGACCAAUGCCACUGAUUCCGCGCACCUCGCUCUUCCUUCCAGGCCUAAGGACCCAGAUGCCCCCACUGAUCUUGAAGCUGGCCGUCUCCGAGGGACCUCUGCUGUUAAUGGAGAGCAGGAGAGUGUGAAGGCGUCUCACCCGCCUUUGGACAAGGAGAAAGAUCAGACAGUGAAGAGGAGGAGGGAUUCUGAUGGCUUACCCAAGGGUUCUGGACCUGCUCAGAAUGGACAGGCGCUUCCUCCGCCUCCGGCUACGGAGCCGGCCAACCAACCCCGGCGCCCGGUUAGAAACGAGGAUGUGGUGGAUGUUCUGCCUCAGGCUGGGGAUGAUGAUGGAUUUGUUGCUAGACACUCGCACAUGAAGUAUGAACUUAGAGAUACGCCUGGUCUUGUCCCGAUCGGUCUAUAUGGGUUCCAGCAUUAUAUUUCGAUGUUGGGUUCCUUGGUUCUUAUUCCGCUUGUUAUUGUUCCUGCCAUGGGUGGCACUUAUGAGGAUACUUCAAAUGUAGUAUCGACGGUGCUCUUUGUUUCGGGCGUCACUACCCUUUUGCAUACGUCUUUUGGCUCAAGGUUACCGUUGAUACAAGGUCCAUCAUUUGUUUUCCUGGCUCCAGCAUUGGCAAUUAUCAAUUCACCGGAGUUUCAAGGACUUAAUGGGAACAAUUUUAAGCAUAUAAUGAAGGAGCUACAAGGUGCAAUUAUCAUAGCUUCAGCUUUUCAAGCAAUACUUGGGUAUAGUGGACUGAUGUCACUGCUUUUGAGGCUGAUCCAUCCUGUAGUUGUGGCCCCAACCAUUGCUGCUGUUGGACUUUCAUUUUAUAGUUAUGGUUUUCCACUAGUUGGUGCCUGUCUUGAGAUUGGUGUCGUGCAGAUACUGUUGGUUAUUAUAUUUUCUUUAUAUCUCCGGAAGAUAUCUAUUCUUGGCCAUCGGAUUUUUCUAAUAUAUGCAGUUCCACUUGGCAUUGUUAUCACGUGGGCUUUGGCUUUUUUGCUGACUGAAGCUGGAGUUUAUAGUUACAAAGGUUGUGAUACAAAUGUUCCUGCCUCAAAUAUUAUAUCCGACCACUGCAGAAAACAUGUUUCAAGAAUGAAGCAUUGUCGAGUUGAUACUUCUCAGGCACUAAAAUCUUCACCAUGGUUUAGAUUUCCGUAUCCCUUACAGUGGGGCACUCCUGUCUUCCACUGGAAAACAGCAAUUAUUAUGUGUGUUGUAUCUGUCAUCUCAUCUGUGGAUUCGGUUGGUUCGUAUCAUGCAUCUUCAUUAUUGGUCGCAUCCAGACCCCCAUCACCUGGUAUUCUUAGUCGAGGAAUCGGAUUGGAAGGUCUUUCUAGCAUUCUGGCUGGUCUAUGGGGUACAGGAACUGGGUCUACAACGCUCACUGAAAAUGUUCACACUAUAGCUGUUACAAAAAUGGGAAGCCGCAGAGCAGUUGAACUGGGUGCAUGCAUUUUGAUAGUGUUAUCUCUUGUUGGUAAAGUUGGGGGCCUUAUUGCUUCCAUUCCCGAUGUUAUGGUUGCUGCUCUUCUUUGCUUUAUGUGGGCAAUGCUUACGGCACUAGGCUUGUCAAAUCUUCGAUAUAGUGAAGCAGGAAGCUCUCGGAACAUUAUCAUUGUUGGAUUAUCAUUAUUUUUCUCUCUCUCGGUACCAGCCUACUUUCAACAGUACGGUAUCUCCCCAGGCUCCAACAUGUCAGUGCCAAGUUAUUUUCAGCCAUAUAUUGUGGCUUCCCAUGGACCUUUCAACAGUAAAUCUGGAGGGCUGAAUUUUGUUCUCAACACAUUAUUCUCAUUACACAUGGUGAUCGCAUUCCUGGUCGCCAUCAUCCUUGAUAACACUGUGCCGGGCAGUCGACAGGAACGCGGUGUAUAUGUGUGGUCUGAUCCUGAGACUGCCAGGAGGGAGCCUGCUGUUACCAAAGACUACGAGCUUCCAUUCAGGGUUGGUCGAGUUUUCAGAUGGGUGAAAUGGGUUGGAUUCUAAAUGACCAGACAUCCAACGAUCAUUCAUAUGAACAAGCUUUGUUACAUAUCGGUCGUCAUCCAGACAGCGAUGCAAUGGUGGUGCAGUUCUCCAAUCUGGUUCCAAAUGCAAGUCCCUACAGCUCUCUUCUUUCACAUGGUCAAUGGUCCACUUUUGUUGUGCCUGGGGGGUUUGGCUGGAGUAUUUUCUUACACGAAACACAUUAGCGGAAUAGGUUUGUUUAGUAGGAGAUAGGGGUGUACAUUUUUUGAGAAUCCAGAGUGAUCUGGGUGUGUUGUAAUUUAGAUUAUGAAAUGAUGUGUAUGUACUUAGUUGAGUCAUAGACUAGUCUGGAUUUUCAUGCCAUUUUGUGCAAGUUUUGGGAGUCCAUCCAGGUCAGGUCAUGUAUAUUUUUCUUCCCAUUUAUUUAAUUAGCCUUUUCUUUUUGUUUUUUACUUUCUAUUUCUUUAGUUAGUUUAGGGAUUUCUAGUUUCAAUUCUUAUUAUUUGUGGGAACUGAACACUGGUUUAUAAGGAACUUCAAUCUUAUUUUAUCUCUUUUUUUUUUC